Molecule: messenger RNA, 3111 nt
Organism: Trichechus manatus latirostris (Florida manatee)
Lineage: Eukaryota; Metazoa; Chordata; Mammalia; Sirenia; Trichechidae
Gene: THAP5
Product: THAP domain containing 5
Exons: 3
Coding region: 112-1299 (395 amino acids)
Cellular component (GO): nucleus
Source: RefSeq, a predicted model, not a curated record
GCAGGCGCAGGCGCGGGGCUCGGGAAGCUUGGGUGUGCGGCCCCGCCUCAGUUAAGUAGGGCUGGCCUGUACCCUUCAGCCGGCCCGGGUGUCCGGGGCGUCAUCCGAGCGAUGCCCCGGUAUUGCGCAGCGACUUGCUGUAAGAACCGCCGGGGACGGAACAAUAAAGACCGGAAGCUGAGCUUUUAUCCGUUUCCUCUGCGUGACAAAGAAAGACUUGAAAAAUGGCUAAAGAAUAUGAAACGAGAUUCAUGGGUUCCUAGUAAAUACCAGUUCCUGUGUAGUGACCACUUUACUCCUGACUCUCUUGACAUCAGAUGGGGUAUUCGAUAUUUGAAACAAACUGCAGUUCCAACAAUAUUUUCUAUACCUGAAGACAGUCAGGGAAAAGACCCUUCCAAAAAAAAGUCUCAGAAGACGAAAUUAGAGGAUGAAAAUGAAGUAUGCCUAAAAGCCAAGUCAGAAGAAUCAUUUGCAUCAAAUGAGCCAAAGAAAAAUACAGUUAACACAAAUGUGCCCUCCGAAUGUGCAGAAUUACUUGAUUCAUCUGGUUUGGUGAAGCCACCAGCUCCAAAAACAGAAAGUAUACAAAAUAAUAUACUAACUCUUAAUCUGGUUAAACAAGUUAUUGAAAAACCAGAAUCUACUUUGGAAACAUCAGUUAACCAAGGUAUAGGUAUAUGUGGUUUUCACACAUCUUUUGAGAAUAUAAAUUCUACAACUAUUACUUUGACAACUUCAGAUCCAGAAGAUAUUCAGCGCUCUUUGGGAACCCAAGAAGUGUUUGAAAUAACUACCAAUCAUAUUGCUAAUCCAAAUUUUACAAAUAAUUCCAUGGAAAUUAAGUCAGCACAGGAAAAUCCAGUCUUAUUCAGCACAAUUACUCAAACAGUCGAACAAUCAAAUGCAAAUAAGGAAUCUGUUAUUGCCAUUUUCGUACCUACUGAAAAUUCUAGACCUACAAUUAAUUCUUUUAUACCCGCCCAACAAGAAACCAUGGAAAUGGAGGACAUAGACACGGAAGGCUCCUUAUAUAAGGAUGUCGACUAUGGAACAGAAGUUUUACAAAUUGAACAUUCUUACUGCAAACAAGACAUAAAUAAGGAACAUCUUUGGCAGAAAGUUUCUAAGCUACAUUCAAAGAUAACUCUUCUUGAACUACAAGAGCAACAAACUCUAGGAAGACUGAAGUCUUUGGAAGCUCUAAUAAGGCAGCUAAAACAGGAAAACUGGCUAUCUGAAGAAAAUGUCAAGAUUAUAGAAAACCAUUUCACAACAUAUGAAGUUACUAUGCUAUAAAGACGUUUUAAAGCUAUAACUUUUAUAUGUUUUUUGCAGCCAAACCAAAUUAUACGUAAAGUGAACUUUUUCCUGUAUAAAUUUCUCAUCUUACUGAAGCUAUGAAAGUGCUCUAAUGUUAUAUACUACUACACAUUGUUUUUGUAAUGCUCAUUUUUGAGAAAAAUUAGAGAAUUAUUGGUUGUUUAGAAAAACUUUUAUUAUAUGAUUAUUUUCUAAGUUAAAGUGAAAAUACAAUAAAUAAAUAAUGUGAUUAAGUCAUUAAAUAAGCAAAUACUGUGAUGGUAAAAAGAGCCCAGAAUAGAAGUCAGGCUCAGGAAUCAGUCCUAGUUCUACCAUUGGCAUAUAGCUCGGGCAAGUUCCUUAUGAAGCUUGAGCCUCAAUCCCUAGUCUAUGAUUAUAAACAAAGCCAUUUACUAGAUCUCUGAUGUAGUAUGUUUCUUUAUAGCUCCUUCCCUUUCUAUAAGAACACUUUUAACAGAACAGGUUUUCUAUAUUAUAGUCUGUGCUUCAUAAUACUAUAAGUUGGCUAGAACCGGAUAUUGCUAACUAUUAGAAUAUCCUCAGUAUUUAUUAAAUUCUGUGUUUAACCUUUGGCUAUAGUUUUAUACCUGUAAUAUAAAAGAUAAUACUUCUUUUGUCAGUUUAUUCCAGUUGAACUAAAAUAAGGAACCACCCAUUAGCCCAGUUCUUAGGAGAAGGACUUCAAGCUUUAAAGAAUAUGUAUUUCAAUACCUUAUAUAUAAUUAACCAUCUUAAUACAUAAUCACUUGAGCUUUGUAACAUCCUGUAUUUAUAAAGUUAAAUUUAUAAAUAAAUAAAAAAAUGAAAAUGAGGCUAAGUAUAUUUUAGAAAUUAUAGUGUAUCUUCUUAGUAAGUGUAGCUUUUUAAAGUAUGUGCCUGUGUCAUUUUUAAAUUCCAGAAAUAGAGUAAUACUUAUAACCGUACAUUAUCACUUAUGUAUAUUUUACUGAAAUUUAUAAGAAAUUAUAGACAUGUGAUGACCUUAGAGAGGCAAGUAGGAAAGAGAAUUGAUGAUGAUGUAAAUAAAAAUACUGUUUAAAUCCACAAGAAUUUAAGAAAAAUGAAUAUAAAAGCAAAGACUUAGUGGUAAUAAAAUGAAUGUGAAAAAAUGGGCUAUGUGUUCCCUUAAAAUUGUCAGUCAAUAUAAUUAAAUAUACUACUAAAGCAAAGCUUAUGGUGUUGGACAAGUUCCUGUCAGUCUCAUCUGUAAAGCAAAAGACACUAUUUCCUGUCUUAUAUGAUGGAUUUGAGAAUUCUAUAAGGGAACAUGUUUUUGAGCCUGGGAAAUAGGAGGUGCUCAGUAAAUAUUAGUUGACUCUGAACAGCAAAUAGUACACUAAUUGUUUUAUAAAUGCAUAGUGAUUAUUUUCUGCCAGAUUUUACUUAUUUUCUUCAGCCUUAUAAAAUUAAUUGGUAUUAUAUGGAUGUGUGUCAGCUAAUUAUAAAAAGUUGCCUAGAGGUGCAACUUUUAUUGGGAAACUUUUUAUUGGGUAACUAUGAGAAAAAAUAUACUAGACUUUUUUCAUAAAUUAUGUUCAGACAUUUAGUAGAGUUAAUACUAUAUUAUUUUUAAGUGUUCUCAUGCUGCAUUUUGCUAAUACUAAUAAAUUAUACAGAUGAAAGUAAGAACCUUUUAAAAUCACAGUAGUGAUGUAUAGUUUCAGUUCAGUUUUUAGCAGUGUACAUCAUAGUAAUUUUCUGUUUGCUUAAAGUUACAGUUUACUCAGGAAUAAUUUAUAUGUUUAAUUGUAUUUCUUUAAACUUAAUAAAUUUUAAGUAUUUAAGGUA